UCUACUGAGCUGCAGUAGCACAGGAAUUUCCCCAUUGUGGUAAUUAUAAGGGAAAACUCAAUUUAUCUUAUGGGGCGUGAAGGCAACACUGGUGACGCUAUGAAGGGAACUCCCAGCUUCUCCGGUCACAAACCUCCUACCCAUGAAACAUCGCAGAGGGAUUGAUACCACAUUGCGGUGAUAACCAGCAACCACCAUUUGAAGUUAGGUCCUACAGCAUUUCGACGGCAAGGGGUGCAGUGUGUCGGGAAGAGCUGAUGAGGUGAAGAAAGCCACACAAGGCAACUGUGCUUCACCUACUAUCUAUUGGCCCUCACACAGAGUGACCCUGCUGCCUACAUCCCCACAUCACUUCAAGAGGAGGCUUGGCUCCCUCUGGGUGCAAGAAACACCAUGUGCCAAAACUGGAGAGGACUUACAACUGUCCCAUAGACCGCCAAACCUCUUGUGAACCUUUCCCUCUAGUCUGAGGACCCUCCUAAUUCUCCACAUUGCCCACUGACCAAGAUGAAGAAGGUGGCAGUAUGGUCAGCAGAGGAUGUCUCCGACUGGCUCAGCAAAGAGGGGAUGCUGGAGUACAUGGAUGCCCUGCGUCAGAUGGACGGCCCUGCUCUGCUCAACCUCAACGAGGCAGAUUUUCAGAUGCCUCCCCUCUCGCUGGUGUCGUCUGAUUGCGGGCAGCAGCUGUUGGACCGACUGGAGACGUUGCGGAUAGAGACUCAUAUUGAGGAUCACAAAAACGGGCAUGCAAACGGGCAUGCUGGUGGGCUACCUAACGGAACUAGCAAGCCUCAGAGGAAUGGCACAUUGGGAAUGAAGGACAGGAGAGAGAUGGUCAAAAUCUCCAUUCCUUCAAUAGAAACUACGCGCACCUCAUUCCCUGCAGAGUGGGGAAAGACGGGCAUAGCGUUUGUCUAUGCGGUGGUGUGCUUUGUUACCACCACUGUUGUCAUUUCAGUGGUCCAUGAAAGAGUACCGCCAAAGGAGCACACCCCACCACUGCCUGAUAAGUUCUUUGACCUGUUUGACAGGGUGGAGUGGGCCUUCUCCAUCUGUGAGAUUAACGGCAUGCUGCUGGUGGGACUCUGGCUUAUACAGUGGAUUCUACUCAAGCACAGGUCAAUUAUAGGCAGGCGAUUCUUUUUCAUUGUGGGCACACUCUAUCUGUACCGGUGUAUUACAAUGUACAUCACCACUCUGCCUGUUCCUGGGAUGCACUUCAAAUGCUCUCCAAAGCUUCUCGGGAACUGGGAGGCACAGGCAAGGAGAAUAAUGAAGAUGAUUGCUGGUGGGGGCCUAUCCAUCACAGGUUCUCACAACAUGUGUGGAGAUUAUCUGUACAGUGGCCACACAGUCAUGUUAACGCUAACGUACCUCUUCAUCAAAGAGUAUUCCCCCAAGCGGUUCUGGUGGUACCUGUGGUUUUGUUGGACAUUGAGCGCUGUAGGGAUUUUUUGCAUCCUUCUUGCCCACGACCACUACACUGUGGAUGUGGUGGUUGCAUACUUUAUCACUACACGCCUCUUUUGGUGGUACCACACUAUGGCUAACCAGCAGUCGCUGAAGGAGACGUCGCAGGGUAACCCAUUCUCCCGGGUUUGGUGGUACAGACUGUUCAAAUACUUUGAAGAGAACGUCAACGGCAUGGUCCCUCGCAACUAUCAGCAGCCAUUGUCAUGGCGAUCGUUGCAGUGGAACCGGGGUGUGAAGUACAGCAAACUGGAAAUCCAGUGACCCUAAUGUCACAGCAGCAUAGGACUAUGACUUCCAUAAGUGCUGUUUUUACCCAUGGAACAUGGAGCACUCUUAAAUGUAGCGCUGUCCUGUCACCUCUAGUAACAGACACAUCCCUGUCCAAAUGGGUAGCACUGUGACCCACCUAGUAUUUUUUUUUUACUCUUUUUUACAUUUUCUCUUUUCCUCUUUCUCCUAGGUUUUGCCGACACAGAGCACUAAUUUAUAUAUGUUUUGUGUAUUUUCGCUUUGUUGGGCCACAACAGUUCAUGAAACAUUUUGACAAACUAAAACUCAAAGAUUUUUUUUUUGGCCGCAAGGACUCAAAUACUUUUUUUUUCCCUUUCUGCACAAAACCAUAAGUAAUGUUCUUGUCCAACAAGUAUUUCUUCUUUUUCUUUUUACAUUUUUUUUUUCUUUAAUAGCAAAUUACUUUUUUUAAACUGUCCUUGCUAAAAUGAGACAAAGGUGCAAAAAAUAUUUUUUUUAAGUAUGUCAAACUUUAUUUUUCAAAAACUAAUGAUGUCCAACAAAAUAUUUUUAGAUUUUUACCUUUUUCAACGUGAAUAAUUGAGAGCAUAAGAAUCGAAUGUGGUAAAACAUUAUUACAGUGCCUUUCUUAGCUUGAUUGUAAAACAGUUCAAGUACAAUGUGUCUUGUGUCUCCUUGCCGCGGCUGUGACCACGCUAUGUUACAGGUUGGUACAUAGUUAACAGUCUCGUUCCCAUGAAUGUAAAAACAACUACGCCAGCCUUACCAGAAAAUUGGUGUUCCCAAAAUGAAGUGCAGUGAAAUGUCCUGUUUAUUUAUUAAUGCUUUAUGAUGUCAGUUUGUGCUUAGUUUGUUAAUGCUAUUCUAAUAGAAAAAAUAAUGACUGUUAAUUGUAUUUUCAUUUAAAAUGAUAUUUUUACCAAUCUGUCUUUUACCAACCCAAGUCAUGUUCAUAGCCCGAUCACUGAUCCUCAAUUGUCUGCUUGUUUUACUUUCCUCCUCCACAUUAUCUGCAUCUUACAUCACUGCCUGGUAAAAUUGUAGAAGACAUGUCUAAUACCACUUUCACUUUGUUGGCUCAACCAGGGUUGACUUGUUUUAAAAGGGUUAUCCUAGGUUGAUCGACUAGGCUUCACGACCCAGGUCUAGAGGUCAGUUGGACACGGGCUGAUUUCAGUCUAAACUGCACACAACCAGUGUUGCUAACAAUCCCGGCGACGCAAAUUGUAGUUGCCGUCUAAUCUGAUCAAAAAGCCGUUAGAAUUGUUCUUCUAUAAACAUGGGUGAGCAGCGCUCAACGGGUUGAUGCAUGAACUACAAAAAACAUAAAGCUAAAACCUCUUGAUUGCCCCCUGGUGGCUGCCACCUCAGUGUUAGCAGAUAGGACAUGGGCCAAGCUUAAAAAAUAUAUAUAUAAAUACACUAUAGCAAUACAUUUUCCCAAAGAUUUCUCAAAGUUUUAGGUAGUUCUUGUCACACUUAUCGUUUGUUUGUACAAGCGUUAUUUUCCAGCAUCAUGUGACAGACUGGGAGUUGUAAUUCCACUGUUUGGCCAAUGUUCCAAAGGCACAUCCUGGAGGCCUGCUGUACUCCUUUUGAUGUAUAAUUAAACCUGGAUACAGCGUU
Molecule: messenger RNA, 3351 nt
Organism: Etheostoma cragini (Arkansas darter)
Lineage: Eukaryota; Metazoa; Chordata; Actinopteri; Perciformes; Percidae
Exons: 6
Coding region: 508-1734 (408 amino acids)
Biological process (GO): ceramide biosynthetic process; sphingomyelin biosynthetic process
Cellular component (GO): endoplasmic reticulum membrane; Golgi membrane
Molecular function (GO): protein binding; ceramide cholinephosphotransferase activity; sphingomyelin synthase activity
Source: RefSeq, a predicted model, not a curated record